AUUUAAUGACAUUAAUGAAGAAAAAAAUAUAAUAAAAAACUUUGCAAGCUGCCAAGCAUGGCAACUACAAGAAAAUUGGACUGUAAAAAUUUGCACGGUUACUUAAAAACUUUACCAUGGCAUGUUUUAGACAAACUAUAUUCACAUCCUGCGACUUGCUUGGCGGUCUUUAGACAAUUACCAGAUUUAUCCAAGCACUAUGUUAUGAGGAUGUUAUUUAUUGAACAACAUGUUUCACAAUCAGUGGUAAAUCUAUGGGUUAACAGCAAAUACCAAGAUGAGCAGAAACAAGCAGUAACAGCAUUAACUGACCUGAGAGUAUGGCAUGAAGAGACUAUGACUGGUGGACUUCAGGGAUGGAAAAUGAAUCAAACUUUUAGAAAGAAUAUGAAAAUAGCCUUACUUGGAGGGGGAAAUCCAUGGACUUCAGGAGGAGAACAGCUUGCACCUGACAAACAUUCCAAAGACAUACCAUUCCUAGAUAAAUAUGCCUUGGAAAGAUGGGAGUGUGUAUUACAUUUUAUGGUUGGAUCCACUGAAGGUACAGAAGGAGUCAGCAGGGAUAUAAUUGAUGUUUUAUUACAUGCUGGUCUAAUGAAAAGUGAUAGUUUGGAGCCCCUGCCAUCCAUCACACCAGAAGGAUUUCAGUUUUUAUUGAUGGAAACUGGUUCCCAAGUCUGGUACUUUGUACUCCAGUACCUGGAAACUGUUGAGCAAAGAGGAAUGGACCUUAUAGAAUGUUUGUCAUUUUUGUUUCAACUGAGCUUCUCCACUCUUGGAAAGGAUUACUCAACAGAAGGAAUGACAGAAAAUCAGUUGAAAUUUUUGCAGCACCUGAGAGAAUUUGGUUUAGUUUAUCAGAGAAAGAGAAAGUCCAACAGAUACUACCCUACAUUACUGGCUAUAAAUUUAGCCUCAGGACUUUCUGGUUUAUCAUCUGAUUCACAGAGGUCUGGCUAUCUAGUAGUAGAAACAAAUUACAGAGUGUAUGCCUACACAGAUUCACCACUUCAAGUUGCUUUGUUAGCAUUGUUUUGUGAAAUGUUAUACAGAUUUCCAACAAUGUCCAUAGGAAACUUGACCAGAACUAGUAUCAGAGAUGCUCUUGCCAGAGGAAUUACAGCUGAACAGAUGGUAAAUUUUUUAAGAAGUCAUGUCCAUCCAAUGAUGUUGAAAAAUAAUCCAGUAAUACCACCAGCAAUUACAGAUCAGAUCAGACUUUGGGAACUGGAGAGAAACAGGUUCAAGUUUACAGAUGGUGUUCUUUAUAGUCAGUUCUUAUCACAAACAGAUUUUGAACUACUCAGAGAUUAUGCAAAGGACUUAGGAGUAUGUGUAUGGGACAGUCCAGAAAAACGUGUAAUGGUUGUCACACGAUUUGGUCAUGAUGAUGUCAAGAAAUUUUGGAAAAGAAAUAAACCAUCCAACAGUUGAAAUUCAUAAGAUAACAUGCAUUUCUGUUUACAAAGGAACAGAUUAAAAUGAUUGGGCUAGCCCAUAACAGCAGGAAAUUUUUGACAAGAAGACAAAGACUUGAUAGCCUGUUAAUCUUAUCUGAGAUACCACGUUUUUUGUGGGUAAAGCAAGAUUUGUAAUAAGGACAUUAUAGUAAUUAGUAAUUACUGUGAACUCUUGAGAAAUAUGGAAUUUGUACAUGGUGUUAAAACUAUUUUGCAACAAUUAUAAUUUAUGAAUGUAAUUAUAAUAAAAGCAGAAUCUAAUGAAAA
Molecule: messenger RNA, 1727 nt
Organism: Mytilus trossulus (common blue mussel)
Lineage: Eukaryota; Metazoa; Mollusca; Bivalvia; Mytilida; Mytilidae
Product: general transcription factor IIH subunit 4-like
Exons: 14
Coding region: 58-1434 (458 amino acids)
Biological process (GO): nucleotide-excision repair
Cellular component (GO): transcription factor TFIIH holo complex; transcription factor TFIIH core complex
Molecular function (GO): ATPase activator activity; double-stranded DNA binding
Source: RefSeq, a predicted model, not a curated record